This is a messenger RNA of Psilocybe cubensis, 1056 nucleotides long. RefSeq lists its product as uncharacterized. The transcript has 7 exons. The coding region runs from base 1 to 1056 and encodes 351 amino acids. The record is from RefSeq and is a predicted model, not a curated record. Lineage: Eukaryota; Fungi; Basidiomycota; Agaricomycetes; Agaricales; Agrocybaceae.
AUGUUCCAAAAUCUUGUCACACUCCUUACUCUCGCCUGUACACUGUCUUCUACUCUCUCCGCUCCGGUUUAUAAACGUGAAGUUCCCCAAGAACAUUCACAUGAACAGUUCUUGACCACCGUUCGAACCAAUCUUAACCUGAACAAUCCCAACCAGAUUCAGGAUCCUGUCUUUGCACUCCUUGGCAAUGCCGCUGCCGCUGCAGGAGCUGGAAAGAUUACUGAUAUUGAUUGUCUUCAACAAGCUACAGCUGACCAGGCAUUCACUAAUGCCAAGGCUCGUGGAGACGUUCAGGGAAUGGUGGCUGCUUUAAUCUAUCGCGCCUUGGAGAGAAACACAGGUCGCAUUGGCCAAACUUCCGCCAAAUGCAACAGCCUCAAAGCUGUAAAUCCUGAAAUUGCUGCUAUACAACAACAUCAGGAUCCUGCUUCGACCAAUGCUAAGGCGGUCAACAAAGCGAUCACCCUUGAGCUUGCCAAACAGAUUGCCAAAGUCGGAGGCAACCCUCAAGACGCUCUGAAGUCUGGAACGUUUGCACCAGGAAGACUCGAUGAUGCAACUGCUAAGGGAAAUACUUGUGACGAUUUAAACGACCCCGUCGGUUGUAUUUUCACGCAGAAUCGGUUAGUGGAGGAUGCUACUGCCGCGGAAAUCAACGCAGCAGUCGCUGGUACCGGCACAGGCACCGUUGACAACAGCGGAGAGUGCCCUGUAGUCACCAACAUCGUAACUGUUACUGUCAAUGCCCCUGGGGCGACUCCCACAGCCGCUGCUCCUGCUGGAAACGCUCCUGCUACCGGCAAUGGCAAUCUCCAAGCUUUCACUGGAAAACUCGGUAACGUCUCUGCACCUGCUGUAACUGCUGGAGGCCGUGGAUUCAUUGUUGCCGGCUCCGACUCUUUCCUCAACAAGGCGGCUGCCAUUGGACGAUCAUGCGACAUUCAACACAAUCAGUGUGCCAAUGUUGCUAACUCGGCUGCCGGUAGGGCUUCAGGUCUUACUGUUGGCCAGUGCGACGCACAAACUAACCAAUGCCGCGCCGCUAACGGAGUCUAA